AUGGGUAACUUGACCCGGAUAGCAUUGCUAUGUCUGGGCUUGGUCAGCUUAGGCUACGGGCUUGAGUGUAAUGUCGGAUCGAUGACCGUGGACAAAGAGGGGAAAAUCGUCGAGAGUCAAAUUGAAGCGAAAGAAUGCUCUGGUAUGUGCACAAGACGUUCUCCGUUGAUGGCUGAUGGUUCAACAGUGCACUUUUUGGAGUGUGAACAAAGGGAUCGCAGCUUUGAAGCGGAUUCAGUUUGCCACGAUGAUCUUUGCAAUCGAGUACCCGGAAAGGCAAUCGAAACGGAGUUGCUCAAAGUUUCCGAUCCCAAUGAGGAUCCUGUGGCUGAUUUCACCUGCUACGUCGGUAUUCAAGUCGGAAGUAUGACAUUGGCUGGAGCCGUUUCCUCGUGCAGUCAAGCUGGCGCCACCGGAUCGUGCGCUUCAGCUUCGACCUUCCUCGGACAAUACCAAGCCACUCUCUACUUCUGUACAACGCACGCGAUUUGCAACGCUUUCGUCACCCCAUCUCCCCCUGAUGGCAACUUGGUGUGCUCGGGAGUGAGCGCUCAUCCCGACUACAAUAUCACCGCUUGCUGUUGCUAUGAUCAAUCAAACUGUAACACGAAUGGAACUAUUCCAACACCUUUGCCCUCGGCUACUCCACAAACCCGCAUCCCGAUCGCUUGCUAUUCGGGAAUUCACAUUGCUGGAACUCUCAUUGCUGGCGGGUCAUACGUUGCUUGCCAAGGAGAUUGCGCCUCAGUGACGUUCAUGCUCCAAGCUCAAUACGAUUUCACGAUGUACUCGUGCGAGCCGGCAAACAUGUGCCAACAACUUGGAAUUACCAACAAUUGUCUGAACCUUUCCAAUGGAACGCUCGCCGGAUGUUGCUGUAACUCGGAUGCUUGCAUUGAUCCAACCGUCACCCCACCGAGAUAUCCAAAUGGUACUCGAACGCCAAUCAUGGAGUGCUAUGUGGGAGUUCACAUUGUGAACACGACAACCAAUAAUGCUGUCGAUGUCGGGGCUCCGAUUGCUUGUGAUGGAAUGUGCGGCCGCCUGAAGACUACAACUGCUGGAUAUACGAUCGAGUCUUUCUACUGCGCUUCGUACAACUUGUGCUGGGCUUUGGACACGGUUGGAAGCUGCUCGAACUUGACUUUUGCUGGAAUGGGCGUUGAGACGUGCUGUUGCUGGGAUUCGAACAAUUGCAACACCAACAAUACUGAUAUCACUCCUGUGACACCGACACAAAUACCGAGAAGAGACGUGAUCGCUUGCUUCCAGGGACUUCAUGUUAACAACAUUUCAAUCGCUGAAAGUUACACUGGAUGUGUUGGUGACUGUGCCUCGUUGACAGUUCAAUCAUCAGUCAACGGAGAUCAAUACAAUGUGACUCUUUACACCUGUGACCCAACCACCGUUUGCCAAGGAUUGGGAAUUGUCAACAGAUGUGCCCAAAUCCCGAACACACCAAUCAGCGGAUGUUGCUGUGACUCGGACGUCUGCAUCCAGCCAUACCAACGAAAAUAUCCCAAUGGCACAAACUCCCUUCAGUGCGGAGCUGGUCUCACUGUCGACUCCUCCAACUACACGAAUGUCUACCAAGUGCAAUGUGACGGAACAUGUGCCUCUGUUGAGACGACGAUCAGCGGAGCCCGUUUUGUCGGUUAUUUCUGCGCGCCCACCUCCACCUGCAAAACCCUCGACCUUCGCAACGACUGCCUCACCAUUCUGGGAGAUGCUGGCUCACCACAUGUUACAGCUUGCUGCUGCGACUACCAAAACUACUGCAACACUGAACGGAACCGAGUCCGACCGAUGCCGUACACACCAGCGACGAAUCGACCACCAAUCGCUUGCUGGGGAGGUCUUGGCAUCAACAACAACUUCUUCGACAAUUCUGGCCGUUAUAUGGCAUGUCAGGGUGAUUGUGGAAUGAUGACCUUUAGAACGUCGAUCGCUGGACAAGACACCAAUGUGACAAUGUACAGUUGCGAUCCGGUUGGCGUUUGCGAUCGAAUGUACCUCCAAAAUGCGUGCGGCACCUCGCCAACAGGAAUCUUCACGGGAUGUUGCUGUGACUGGAACGAUUGCAUCGAUAUUCCGAAUAGAAAGAUCAACCCCUAUCCAUUGCCCUCAUCAAUCAACUGCUACAUUGGACUCGGCUUCCAAAAUACAUCAGGCGGAAAUGUUACAAACAUUGGUGGACAAAUGUCUUGCGAUGGACAAUGCGGUACUCUUGUCACCGAUAUCAACGGAAUUCACACCUAUGGAUACUACUGCGCUCCACAGGCUAUUUGCUCGGCUUUCGAUGUAUGGAACGAGUGCACUCGAAGAUGGUUGGACUAUCCGGAUGCCACCGAUUGGGUUGACAUUUGCUGCUGCAACAAUGCCGACAAUUGCAAUUUCCAACGACAGCAACCCAACGUCACUGUUCCCACUCCAACUGGCCCAACAAGGCGAAGAACCCCAAUCUCUUGCUAUUCCGGACUCUCAUUCCUCUACAACAACACUUUCUACGGCUUGACCGACGAUGACAAAUACAUGGCUUGUCAAGGAGAUUGUGCUCAGCUCACCUAUCAAUCUUUCCUUAGCGGAAACAACUUCUUGGCUACCGUUUACACUUGUGAUCCCGUAUCUCUUUGCGCUACACUCGGAAUCGCGAAUAGUUGCACCAAUAUCACAAAAUCGGACAACCGUGGAACGGGAAUCUCUGGCUGUUGCUGUAACUGGAAUGAUUGUAUCAACAAAAACAACGGAAGCAUCAACCCACAACCACACAAAAAUGAUCUCCAAUGCUUCGUCGGUGUCCAAUUGCAAUCGAACCCAAUGAAUUCAAGCACCCGAGUGAUGACUGGAGCCUCAAUGCCUUGCAACGGUGAAUGCGCUUCGGUGAAAACGCAUUUCGGCAGCUACGACAUGUGGUCCUUCAUGUGCGCUCCACAAGUUCUCUGCGACGUUUUCGAUACGGAACGCGAGUGUGGCACUUACCAAAUGGAUGCGGCCGGUGACUAUCUUGAGACUUGCUGCUGUGCCCGCUGGGAUAAUUGCAAUAUCUACGGACAUGGCUUCCCAGUUCCUUCACCCGUUCCAUCCAUCGACCCAACGACUUCUCCAAUUGCUUGCUAUGCUGGCUUUGCGCUCAAUCGAAACGUGCUCACUCCGGACAAUAGAUUCAUGGCUUGUCAAGGACAAUGUGCGCAACUCACUUACGGUUCUCGAGUGAACGGAAACGAUUUCUCGGCGACAAUCUUCACGUGUGAUCCUGCAGCGUUGUGCAACUCGUUCAACAUGUCAAACAGCUGCGGCGAUCUCCAGAACAAUGGCCCCAACGGUACUCGAAUUCGUUCAUGCUGCUGUGGAUGGAGUGACUGUAUCGAUCGAUCGUCAAACAGUUCAUUCUCGGUGAAACCCAUGCCCCAUUGGCACAAGGAUGACUUGAACUGUUAUGUUGGCCUCUCUUUCCUCGGCUCAAAUGGAACAACCAGCUAUGGAUCCUCAAUGGGAAUUUGCAAUGGAGAAUGCAUGAGUGUCGAAACGAUGUUCAACGGAGUCGUCACAAUUGGCUUUUUCUGUUCCUCGGAUUCAGUUUGCGAUGCGAUUGAUCCAACUCAGUAUGGAAUCGACCCAGGAAUGCCAGUGAACACCACCGGAGUGCCAGUGCUUGGCUGCUUGGCCGGUAUCAACUACAAUGGAGUUGUGAAUACUGCUGAUCGCUACAUGGCUUGCCAAGGAGACUGUGCCUCGCUCACCUUCUCGUCGACAAUCAAUGGAGGACAACCAAUCAACUUGACGAUGUUUAUGUGUGAUCCGGUUCAAAUGUGUGCUGGACUUCGCAUGCAGAACCGAUGCCACCGGAUCAGCCAACAAGGAAGCGACAACUCGACCUCGAUUCGUGGAUGCUGUUGUCAAUGGAAUGACUGUAUCGACCCUAACACACUUCAGAUUCGCCCUUACCCAUUGCCAACCUCAACCAACUGCUUUAUCGGUCUCUCCUUCCAGAAUGGAACAAGCACCACAACUUAUGGAGGACCUGGACAAUGCGAUGGCCAAUGUGGAUCACUUGUCACCACCGUUAGCGGAGUCAAGACCUACGGAUACUAUUGUGCCCCACAAUCGCUUUGCUCGGCUUUCGAGCUGUGGAACGAGUGCACAACGCGUUUCAUCGACUCAGCCGCCGACACCGUUGACAUUUGCUGCUGUAACUCGGGAGACAGCUGCAACAUCAACAACCAGCAACCAAAUGUCACCAUCCCAACUCCAACUCCACCAGCGACUAGAGGAUACCCACUCUCAUGCUAUUCCGGUCUCACCUUCCAAUUGGGUGGCACAUUCUACAACUUGACUGAUAGUGAUAAGUACAUGUCAUGCUUUGGAAACUGUGCCGCUGUCACUUAUGCCACCACGGCCAACAACGCAAGCUUUGCCGCCACAAUGUACACCUGUGACCCACAAUACUUGUGCCCAAGUCUCGGAUUGAGCAACCAAUGCGUCAACAUCACUGGAAACACUGGAAAUGGAAUCUCUGGUUGCUGCUGUAACUGGAACGAUUGUAUCAACAAAACCACCGGCAACUCGCUCAACCCAUAUCCAUUGCCAACGAGCAGCAAUUGCUUCAUCGGACUCUCCUUCUUCAACCAGAACACUUCAAUGACCACAACUUAUGGAGGUCAAGGGCAGACCUACGGAUACUAUUGUGCCCCACAAGCACUCUGCUCGGCUUUCGAGGUGUGGAACGAUUGCACUCGCCGCUUGGUCGACUCGGCCGGUGACGCUGUUGACAUUUGCUGCUGCAAUGGCAUGGACAACUGCAACAUCAUGAACCAGCAACCAAAUGCAACACUACCGACUCCAGUUGUCGCCACUAUUCCUUCAUCACCACUCGCCUGCUAUGCCGGUCUCACUUUCACGUUCGGCGGUCAAUUCUAUAAUUUGACCGGUGACGAUAAGUACAUGCCGUGCUUCGGAAAUUGCGCUGCGAUCACCUACAACACCACCGUCAGCAAUUCAACAUUUGGCGCUACGAUGUUUACCUGUGACCCGGUGUCUUUGUGCGCGGGUCUUGGGAUUGUGGAUACCUGUGUGACUGUGCCGGGAACUGGAGGCGGAAUUCUUGGAUGUUGCUGUAGCUGGAAUGAUUGCGUGAACAAGACGACCGGAAACUCGCUCAACUCCAACCCUUACGCGCUUCCCACCGGACCCGCACCCACGCAGCUCUCGAGCUCGAUUCCGUUCCUCUUCACCACUCUGCUCAUCUUGGUGGCCUCAGUGUUC
Molecule: messenger RNA, 5262 nt
Organism: Mesorhabditis belari
Lineage: Eukaryota; Metazoa; Nematoda; Chromadorea; Rhabditida; Rhabditidae
Source: the annotation of a GenBank genome assembly